Messenger RNA from Drosophila sechellia, 3735 nucleotides. RefSeq lists its product as uncharacterized. Lineage: Eukaryota; Metazoa; Arthropoda; Insecta; Diptera; Drosophilidae. Gene Ontology annotation, biological process: proteolysis. The record is from RefSeq and is a predicted model, not a curated record. Gene Ontology annotation, molecular function: serine-type endopeptidase activity. The transcript is spliced from 5 exons. Bases 143 to 3682 code for a protein of 1179 amino acids.
CAGAGCAACGAAGAGCACAAUCGGUGCAGAAAGUGAAUGAAGUGAAAGGAUAAGAGACUCAGUAAAUUGCAUAAGGAUUAUCCGAACAACAGUCAUAACUACACAAUUGGAUUAAUAAACUUGACACAAAAAAGGCUUCACAAUGAGAAUAAGAACUAGCCUUUUGGCAGUUGUACUGCUGGCCACCGCCUCCUUGGCCGAGGAAUCCAACUGGGGCAAUGAGUGGGCGCCCAUGGAGGAUGCCAUGCCCAGUCGCCGAUCCGUCGAUACCAAACCCGCCGAACAAGCUGACAUUCAGGGACGUUACCUGGUCCACGAGUCCAUCCAGAGCAACAGCACCACCCAGAUCGACGAAGUCAUCGAGCAGCUGAUCAACUCCCGCCGUGAGGGUCGUAAUCUGGGGGAAUACGAUGCCGUCUAUGCUGAUGGUAAUAUCGAUCAGGCCCUGCAGCAGGGAAACGACAUGCAGGCCCGCAAUCUUAUCCGGGAUAAGCUGUGUGGAUUGGGACUGAUGAGCUGCGAUGUGGAGGAGAAGCGUCCCUUCUACUCGACCAUCUAUGCCCAGGGUCCCCCACCACCAUCCGGCUUCAGCGGUGGUCCCUAUGGUCCAGCUAAGCCCAUGCCCCCACCAAGCUACUUUAGUGGUCGCCCGCCAAUGGGUGGACCUCCUGGAUCUUACGGACCUCCGCCAAGCUCCCUGAACUCCUUUGGACCUCCGCCCAGCUCUGUGAACUCCUUUGGACCUCCCAGGAAGGUGGGAUACGAGGGACCAUACAAGCCAAUGUCUGGACCUUACAGGCCAUCUGGACCCGGUGGCUACCUGGAGCAUCCUCCACCAUCCGCCAUUGACGGCUCAUCCGACGGUAUCACCUACACGAAGCCACCACCCGGAGCCCUGAUCUACGACAGCAAGCCACCAGGACCCAUCUACACCGGAGGUCCUUCUCUGGGUGCUGGACCCGUGUUCACAGGUGCUUCGAAUGGAGUUCCUCCAUACAACUACGAGAAUCCCGCGGGUGGCAUCCAGGGUGCCAGCUCUGCUCCCAAUGGCUUCUACUCGCAGCAGUCUUCAGCUUCCUCCUCCUCGGCCACAUCCUCCAGCACCAAAGUGGUGGUUGGAGCACCGCUCGAUGCUCUGCAGCAACAUGUGCAUCAUCACUAUCACCAUGUUGAAGGUGGAGAGGGAGCCAAGGUUCCUAGUGUGCCAAUUCCCAUCGGAGCUGGCCAGACCAUUAACACCGACUUCAGUGCCCUGGCCCAAUCCUCUGCCACAUACACGCCCUCCAUUCAGACUUCUUCCGGCUCCAGUUACUCCCAGUCCAAUGCUUUCAAUGCUGGCUUUAAUGGUGCUUCUCAGGGUGGACUUCUUUCGCAGAACGGUUUUGGAAUCUCCCAGAAACCCACUGGAGAUCUGUACAAACCAAACUCUGGAGAUCUGUACAAGCCCAACUCAGGCCUAGGAAACUUUGGCAGCAGCUCCUCUGGAGGAUUCAGUGGAUCGCCCAGCUCCAGUUAUCACAGCCAGAACCCGGACUACUACAAGAAGGAGCUGCAAGGUGGAGCAUCUAACCAGUACAAUGGCAUCUCUGGUGGUUACCAGGGUCAGGGACAGUACCAGAGUGGCUAUGACACCUCGCGCCAGCAGAUCGUCGACUGCCAGUGUGUGCCCAUCUCUCAGUGUCCCGCUGCCGAUCGCAUUGGUCGCAAGGAGGAUCUCAUUCUGCCCAUUGAUCCCCGCAACCUGGGCAAGGACAUUGAGGCUCUGAGUGACGAUGCUCUGUCCAGCAAUGCUACCACUACUGCUGAGGCUAAGAAGGAUGAGGAGAAGGCGGACAAGGAUGACAAGAAACGCACCCGCCGCCAGGCUGAUCAAAAGGAUGACGAAGCAAGCGAUCUCUCACUCGAUGCUCAAGGGAGACAGUCCCCGCUCGAAGGAUCUCCAUUGGCAUUGCCCGCUCUCCAGGCCAUCGAGCUGAUCCAACGCAAAGUGCUGCCCACCUACGGUGUCAGCUUUGGUCUGCCCUAUCCCAACGGCGGGUAUGGAGGCUAUCCCUCGAAUAUCCUGGGUGAUCAUGUACCCGCUCAAAACCCGUACUUUGGUUCGGUGGGUCCAAAUGGUCUGAAUCUCGGUCUGGUGAAUGUGAAUCCUUUGGUAUCGGUUCAGGUGGCCAAAACAGAAUAUGGCGAGAAGGUGGUGAAGCCACUGGUCAAUCUGCAUGUCACCCCAAAUGCGAAUCUUAUCCAGAAAGUGGGAGACUUCUUUAAGCGGAAGCCCACCGAAGCGUAUAGUACCCAUUACCACCAUCACGAUCAUUAUAGUGGCUAUGAGCACCACGAUUACGAUCACCAUGACCACCACUCUUAUCCGCAUUUCUAUGGAGGAUCUGGCCCGGGUCCCCAUUUCAGUGUGGAAAUGGUCCCAAGUACUCCCAUCUUUGAGUAUCACAGUGGCCCUUCUGUUCAGUAUCAUCACCACCACGAACCGUCUCCCUACGAGAGCUCCUUCAACUCUAUAUAUCCCGGAUCCAGUCCCGAUUUCGGGGGCUUUGGCGAGUACUCACAGCAUGUGGAGCGAAGUGCCAAUGUGAGCGGUGGUGAUACAGACAGGCCAUCGAAUUCCGGCCGUCGUGGCAAACAGUUGAACCUGGGACCCCUCUACAACAUUCCCACUCCGGCUCCUGGUGAGGCUGCUGGCAGUGAUCGGAUCACUUUCCCCCGGGAUCGAAGGCGCAGGAGCGUUGAGGAUGGUGUGUGGGCGGGAGCAGCUCCUGAGGAGCAGCGUGCCUAUUAUGGAAACCGACCCGUGGAGAAGACCUGCCGCAUCAACGAGGUCUGCUGCCGUCGUCCACUGCGUCCCCAGGCUCCUCCCCAGCAAUUCGGUCGUUGUGGAGUAAGGAACGCCGCUGGAAUCACCGGUCGCAUUAAGAAUCCCGUCUACGUUGAUGGAGACAGUGAGUUCGGCGAGUAUCCCUGGCAUGUGGCCAUUCUGAAGAAGGAUCCCAAGGAGUCGAUCUACGCCUGCGGUGGCACCCUCAUCGAUGCCCAGCACAUCAUCUCCGCUGCCCAUUGCAUUAAAUCUCAAAAUGGCUUCGAUCUUCGUGUGCGUCUGGGCGAAUGGGAUGUCAACCACGAUGUGGAGUUCUUCCCCUACAUUGAACGCGAUGUGGUUUCCGUGCACAUCCAUCCCGAGUACUAUGCCGGCACUCUGGACAAUGAUCUGGCCGUUCUGAAACUGGACCAACCCGUUGACUUCACCAAGAAUCCGCACAUUAGUCCCGCCUGUCUGCCCGACAAGUAUUCCGAUUUCACUGGAGCUCGUUGCUGGACGACUGGAUGGGGCAAGGACGCCUUCGGCGAGCACGGAAAGUACCAGAACAUUCUGAAGGAGGUGGAUGUACCAAUCCUGUCGCACCAGCAGUGCGAGUCCCAGUUGAGGAAUACCCGUCUGGGCUAUAGCUACAAACUGAAUCCCGGAUUUGUUUGCGCCGGCGGAGAGGAGGGCAAGGAUGCCUGCAAGGGUGAUGGCGGUGGCCCAUUGGUGUGCGACCGGAAUGGAGCCAUGCACGUGGUCGGAGUGGUGUCCUGGGGCAUUGGAUGCGGCCAGGUGAACGUUCCCGGCGUCUACGUUAAGGUCUCCGCCUACCUGCCCUGGAUCCAACAGAUCACCCAGAGCUAUCAAUGAUUAACGGAUCAGCUGGCUGACAAGGAGGAGGUGACUGGCUACCAUGCAAAUAU